CAGCAAGCAAUUUUUUUAAAACCUCCCGUCUUCCCGUCCACCUUCCCCUCCUCUAAUCCCCACGAACUCUCUAUAGCAGCACCUUUCUGCUGUGACUUUUCGGGGCCCUUGGUUCCGCCUGUCUGUUUCUAUUUCCCAUAAACUCCUUAAUCCACACAAUGCAGCGCGCACUAAGCAGCAGGACGCGGGCUUCGGUCCUGUCGUCGGCCGCAAAAUACCGCCACACUGGCCUCUCCCAGCAGGUCCGGUUUGCGCACAAGGAGCUCAAGUUCGGUGUCGACGCCCGUGCAUCCCUCCUCGCCGGUGUCGACACUCUUGCCAAGGCCGUCUCGACCACGCUGGGCCCCAAGGGCCGCAACGUCCUGAUCGAGUCUAGCUACGGCUCUCCCAAGAUCACCAAAGAUGGUGUUACUGUCGCAAAGGCAAUCACCCUGAAGGACAAGUUCGAGAACCUGGGCGCGAAGCUCCUGCAGGAUGUCGCCUCCAAGACGAACGAGGUGGCCGGUGACGGCACCACCUCGGCCACCGUCCUGGCCCGCGCCAUCUUCUCCGAGACGGUCAAGAACGUCGCAGCCGGCUGCAACCCCAUGGACCUGCGCCGUGGCAUCCAGGCCGCCGUCGACGCCGUCAUCCAGUUCCUCCACCAGCACAAGCGCGAUAUCACGAGCGCCGAGGAGGUCGCCCAGGUCGCCACCAUCAGCGCCAACGGCGACGUCCACGUCGGCAAGAUGAUUGCCAGCGCCAUGGAGAAGGUCGGCAAGGAGGGUGUCAUCACUGUCAAGGAGGGCAAGACCAUGAACGACGAGCUCGAGGUCACCGAGGGCAUGCGGUUCGACCGCGGCUUCGUGUCCCCCUACUUCAUCACCGACCCCAAGGCCCAAAAGGUCGAAUUCGAGAAGCCGCUCCUGCUGCUGUCCGAAAAGAAGAUCUCCGCCGUCCAGGACAUCAUCCCCGCCCUCGAGAUCUCGACCCAGCUCCGCAGGCCACUGGUUAUCGUCGCCGAGGACAUUGAAGGCGAGGCCCUUGCCGUCUGUAUCCUGAACAAGCUCCGUGGCCAGCUCCAGGUCGCUGCCGUCAAGGCUCCCGGCUUCGGUGACAACCGCAAGUCGAUCCUGGGAGAUAUCGCCGUGCUGACCAACGGCACCGUCUUCACCGACGAGCUCGAUGUCAAGCUCGAGAAGGCCACCGUCGACCUGCUCGGUUCCACCGGCUCCAUCACCAUCACCAAGGAGGACACCAUUGUUCUCAACGGCGAGGGCAGCAAGGACGCCAUUGCGCAGAGGUGUGAGCAGAUUCGCGGCGUCAUGGCCGACCCCACCACCUCCGAGUACGAGAAGGAGAAGCUGCAGGAACGCCUCGCCAAGCUGUCGGGUGGCGUCGCCGUCAUCAAGGUUGGCGGCUCGUCCGAGGUCGAGGUUGGCGAGAAGAAGGACCGGUUCGUUGAUGCCCUCAACGCCACCCGCGCUGCCGUCGAGGAGGGCAUUCUGCCCGGCGGUGGCACUGCCCUGCUGAAGGCGGCCAGCCAGGCCCUAGGCGACGUCAAGUCUGCCAACUUCGACCAGCAGCUCGGUGUUAGCAUCAUUAAGAACGCCAUCACCAGGCCGGCACGGACCAUUGUCGAGAACGCUGGUCUCGAGGGCUCCGUGAUCGUCGGCAAACUCAUGGAUGAGUUUGGCACCGACUUCCACAAGGGCUACGACGCCGCCAAGGGCGAGUACGUGGACAUGAUCGAGGCUGGCAUCGUCGACCCGCUCAAGGUUGUCCGGACCGGUCUUCUCGAUGCCAGCGGUGUCGCAUCGCUGCUCGGCACGACCGAGGUCGCCAUUGUUGAGGCUCCCGAGGAGAAGGGCCCCGCCAUGGGUGGUGGCAUGGGCGGUAUGGGCGGCAUGGGUGGCAUGGGCGGCAUGAUGUAAAGCGCGCACGGCCACCGACUCUACGGUGGGCUGACUGACCGACUGACACACAACAGCAGCGGCGGCGGCGGGACGACCAGCCCGCGCACUCUUUGUAUUAACACGACGAUCUCGGGACGCGGCUACGUGAAGGCAUGCAUGUAUAUGGGAGGUAACCCGGUGUUCAGAGUUGACGGAUUCUCAUUUUCGGCCAUUUCCUGCGCGACUUCAUCUCCCCUCUAUUUCACCUUUUCACGUCUUGCCAUGACCCCUGUUACUUAUAUCCACUCGCCAGCAAGGGGCGCGGUUCUGCCUGACCAGAGCUUCCGGCUGGUGAUUUUGUACCAUAGCCGUGUCGUGCGGAUUAAAACAAAAAGAAGAAAACAGGCAGAAACCAAAAGAGAUACCUUAACGUUUGCAUAUCCCGUUAUUCAUCCGUUCACCCAUGGCCGAUUGGAUGGCUUAGCUUGUUGAUUGGAUCGGUGAAACGCCGUUGCUUCUCACGCC
Molecule: messenger RNA, 2399 nt
Organism: Gaeumannomyces tritici R3-111a-1
Lineage: Eukaryota; Fungi; Ascomycota; Sordariomycetes; Magnaporthales; Magnaporthaceae
Product: heat shock protein 60
Exons: 3
Coding region: 159-1913 (584 amino acids)
Biological process (GO): protein refolding; protein import into mitochondrial intermembrane space; mitochondrial unfolded protein response
Cellular component (GO): mitochondrial matrix; mitochondrial inner membrane
Molecular function (GO): ATP-dependent protein folding chaperone; protein-folding chaperone binding; ATP binding
Source: RefSeq, a predicted model, not a curated record